Messenger RNA from Pocillopora meandrina, 7066 nucleotides. The record is from the annotation of a GenBank genome assembly. Lineage: Eukaryota; Metazoa; Cnidaria; Anthozoa; Scleractinia; Pocilloporidae.
AUGGCGGCGGAUGAUCGUUCGGUGGUCUUGAGGAUAAAACGUAAAAGAACAGAAGAUCCUCUGGAUGCACUUCGUGAGUUCAUCUCCUACACGUUCUAAUUAAGCUCUCUCUUGUCAAAUCUUUGUCCACCUCAAGUGGUAAUGAAAUUUUCAACGGAUGCUGUGUUCCUUACAAAAGUGGGCACAUAUUUCUUCAACCUUAUUAAAUCUAACCCGAAGUAUUUUUGACAGUUGUCGCUCAGGUCUUGAAGAAACCCUAUAUUGCAAGGAACGAAGACUGUGAAAAAGAUGCUACGUAUUUUAAGAACAAUGAGUCAACAUCUACUGAUACCGGUAUGUGGAAUUCGACUUACAUAUGCUGUAAUUUUUCUUCGUAAAUAAAAAGCGAACCUUAAACCAAGCUUUUCUUUGAGUCCUCAUGAAUUGACCCCACAUUGUGCAUUGCUGGUAGACUGGCAACAAAUCACCUUCCAUCCAUAAUUUUACUGGAACACGAGCUUACGAUUUAAAUUCGGGAAUGUGUAAUAUUUCUGAGGAAAAUGUUUCAGAGAGUCUUAGCUCUGAGCUGAAAAUUAAAGUUAAAUUCAAGAGAUAUUUUGCCUCUAGAGAAGAUUUUGGAAAAUGUUCUAUCUUAAGAAAAUAUCUUAUCUCUUCUUGUGUCUUCUCAUCUUAUCUCAUAAACUGACCUGUAAGACUGAGACAGACGUUAGGAGGGAAUAAGGUAAAAUUUCCGCACAGCCCCGUACUAUUGUAAAACAAAUCUGUUUUCCCAAAGGCGAUCUAUUGUUUUUGUCAUUGUUUUCUCUAUCCAAGAACUAGAUUUGAGGCUGUGCAGAGAUUUUACCAGGAACAAGUGUUAUACUAGUGACCUAAUUUGGUUGCAAUAGAACAUGGGUUAAUCAAAGUCUUUGCAAGCAUUAAUUUUAUUUUCCUAUGUGGUGUGAGUUUCUCUCUAAAUUUGACUUUUUUUUCAAAAUUAUCAGUUAUGUUUAAAAUGUAAACAUUCAAAUUCAUGGAAAGCAUUUAAUCAUUAGGAAAAUUGUCAACACAGCAUCAAUGUUGACAGCAAAUUAAGAAGAACAUCACUGAAGAACUGAAAUUUUCAUGAAAUUUCCAAAAUAAAUGAUGCUUUCAAGGAAUUAACAGGACCUCUCGGGCAACAAACACAGCAUAUGAUUUUUUAUACAUUACUGUUAACCUUAAGAUUACAAGAAUGUGCCUGUUUCUGACAAUGAACUAUUUAUUGAUUUCAGUUGAGCGAGUUUUCAAGUUUGUCGGGAGUGUACCUCAGGGAGAUGAAACUAAAAGAAAAGAUUUGCUGGUUAGUAUUAUACUGACUCAAGAAAUCAGGGGGUUGGAAUCAUGCAGAAUUUAGGUUGCUUUUAAAAAUCUCUUUCCUGAAAAUUGUUGAAAGAGUUUACCUUGAAAACUUCACUGAGUUAAUUUUGUGUGUUAUUCAGUUUUGUGAACAAAUUUUUUGAAAAUCAAUCAAUGUUUUUAAAUUCAUUUUUCACUAUAGACUAGGAUUAAACAGUCUAUCAACCAUGAAGACUUGGCUAAAUCCCAUAUCCAAACUCAACAAGCUUUACAAGACAGGUUGCGGAAACAGAAGAAGGUAGAAUUUCUCUUUUUAUCAUAAGUUUCUCUUUUGGUAUAAAUUGGUAAAGUUUUUCUUGAUUCUUUCUUAUGGACCACCAAUUGAAUAAUAACAGUAUCCUUAUCAUCAGUUCCUCAUUUUUUUCGCCAUGACAAGAUGUGCUUUUUUUCCAUUCAUGUUGCAACCCUAAAGAUUCUGUAAUUUGCAAAGCUAGCAAAAUAUAGUUAUGUUAACUGGAUGUCAAUUUCCUUUUGGAGGUGGGUCUAACUAGUCUGAGUCAAUCUAUUCAGAGGAUGGGAACAUUAUUCAACUGCUUAACACUACUCUCAUCCACAUCAUUUCUCAACAAAAGUGGUGCAUUUGUUCCCAGUUGAAUCAAAGUUGUGUUUCCAUGUAUUUGUGUCAUUGUGAAACAAAUAUUAAAUGAUCAUCAGUCUGAAAUUAGCAUAACAACAAGAUAUGUUUCCCCAGCUUCUGAAUCAGGAGGCCAGGUUUAAAGUAAUUUCCUCAAACAGGGAGAAUGACCAUGGAUCAACCAGGUAUAGUACCUCUACUGUUGUAUUACGUCACAUUAUUUCUAUUCAGCUGUAGAAAUCCAGAUGUUGUUUUGCAUUUGUUAUGAUUAUAAUCCUCUUGAUCCAGUGUUAACCCUUUAACUCCCAUGAGUGACCAAAACUGAGUUUCUCCUCACAAUAUCAAUACAAUAUCAAGCAGAUAAGUGAUAAGAAUAGAGAAAAAUAUCAAUUUGGGGAUAAUUAGUUGAUCCAAUACUAAAUUCUCUGAAGUAACAUUAUGUAUAAGAAUUGUAUGGUUGACAGUAAGGAGAAUGAAAAUUUUGAUCUGGAAAUUAAAGGAUUAAGAUUCCUUAAGUUCUAAUUGAAUAUAAUGUAAGAUUUCACAGGUAUUUAAAAGACCACAGUAGAAGAUAUUUUAAGAAUCCAUGCCUUGCAUUUCUUUGUUUGUUCUACACUUUUGAUAAUGAUUUUAUACAAAAAAAAAAUCUAGUGAGUGAACUGGUUAUCUUGUUCACAUUAUUAUUAAGAAAAGGUAUUUCUACACAGCCAAUCAGAAAGUAAAGGGGACCUAACCAAGGUGGAUGCUGCAUCAGGUGGAGCUGCUGAUGAUGUUGAUCUUGAGGUGCAGAGACUUCUAAGUGUAUAUGACCUUGUUAAAGAUCAGGAAUCAAUUAGGUAUGUGGUGAGAUUCUCUCUGGAGUUCAUUUCAAUGUGAUUUGUUAAAUAUUUUGUUUUAUGGGAAGAAAUUUCUUCAUGACAUAGUAGACCUGGAUUAUCUUUUAACCUUUCUUUCUGAUUAUAUGAAACAUAAAUCAUGGUUUCAAAAGUGAUAAUUUGACCCAGUCUAAAUCAGAGACUUGGUUGUAAUUUCAAAAUUAAUGUAGUCAUACAGUUUAACUUCAUAUUUAAUCUAGGCAUACAGACAGGCAUGCAAAAUACCUGAGAGAAUUUAAAAAAAAGACUUCUUGCUUACUUGUCUAACUAAGGGCUGUAAAAGUUAUUUUAUAUAAUACUGAACCUCGUUAUUCUGUGUAAGACAAAACGAAUGAACAAUUGAAUUUUGAACUUGAUUGUACAUGCCACAUUGGUUAAAAAUAUCAAUCACACACUCGGAGAAAGAUUAAAAAAAUUUCUACAACAGAUUAACAUAUACUUUUGUGCUACAUGCUCUAACCAUUUUGUUUUCCAUCAUAAAAGCAACUAGAAAAAAUUUUGGCAGCUAAAUUUGCUGUUCAAGUCACCAAUGUUGCCACCUGAGUAUGCAAGGUUUGGCUUUUGUGGCAAGUUAUAGCAUUUGUUAAACAGCUUUUUAAGCCUAAAUCAAAUUGAGGAAAACAUUUCCAUUAAAUGUUGCUCAUCCAGUUAUCUUCCUUUAACUCCCAUGAGUGACCAAGAGAGAAUUUCUCCUUAUAAUAUCAAUCCAAUAUCAAGCAGACAGGUGAUGAGAAUAAAGAAAGAUAUCAUUCAAGGAAUUAUAAGUUGAUCCAAAACAAAAUUCUCCAAAUGAACAUCACAAGAACUGUACAGGAGACAGUAAGGAGAAUAACUAAUGAGAUCUUGGGAGGUAAAGUGUUAAGUUGCCUGAGUAUGAAGCCUUCAGAAAUCUUCAAAAUAAAUGCAGGUCAUGUGAUGUGUGUGUGUGUGGCAGUUUAGUAUAUGUCAUGUAAUAUUGCACCAAGAGUCUUGUGACCAAAAUUUUAUCUUUGCCAACAAUUUCAUUUUGUAAGGUUGCUAAUUUGUGAGUUUGGAGCCUUGUAUUUUCCAUAUGGGAGUAGUGUUCAAGAAUGCUUUUCUAAUGAGAUGGCAAUAAACACCUUGUUUGUAUUUCAUCAAAUGUAAUUGGUACUUUUGUCUUUACCUUCCUUAAUGCAGUGAAAAAAGACGAGAAGAAAGAAAAUCAAGGAAGGCACAGCAAGCUGCUGAUGUUAAUGCAAUACUUUGCAACUCUGUCAAGAUGAUUCGGGAAAAGUUGACAGUGACUGAUGGUAUAUAAUGCACGCAUUGCUUAAUGAUGGCAGAAUUGGUUUUUUGUCAUUCUCUGCAUGGUUUUGAUUGCCUCAGACAAGAUUUACACUACAAUUGCUGCUCUUUCUUUCUUAAGUAUUUACAAUGUACUACUGUGGCACUACUGUGUAAUUCUCGUUCAUGAUGAAUGAGCUAUUAGCUGUUGGGUGUGACAUGCGCCACUAAGUGAUGGUGAAGUUUAGUUCUGACUUCCCUUUAUUAUCAACUGAAUCUUAAAAACUCUUUUCUUGUUUCCUGAUAUUUGCAUGCCAAUUUAGUUGAUAGAAAUUAGCUCUGAAAUGAUUUUGCUGUUUAGCUGAGCAACUCAAUGGGAUAUUUAAAAGUAAAUUUUUGAAUCAUUAUUUCACAGAUUCUUCAAAAGAAAGAACUGAGCAGAAGAAAUCAGAAGCAAAUGGAUAUGUGUAUGAUUUUUAUUAUGCCCAUGAUAAUCUUGGACAGCUUGGUGAUAUGUAAGUGUUUUGUUAAAUAUUUCCAAAAUCUGUAUACUUCAUAACAUAUAUACCUACAACUAGAUUUGCUUAGGCAAAGGAUGGAGUAUGCUUUAGUUUCUCAUUAAAACUCAAUAGUCUUUGGAAAGGACUGUUAAAUUAUAAUAUUAUUAUAGGUCUUCAGGACUGCAAUUUUUUUUGGACAGACACAAGGAAGCUCUUUCUCAGGCUUAACUCUUUAACCCCAGAGAGUGACUAACAUCAAAAUUCUCCUUACAUUGUUACUGGUGAAUCAAACAUUAGGGUCCUAGGAAUAAAAGAAAUGAUCAAUAUCUGAAGGGGCUCUUGAUUGUUAAACAAAUUCUCCUUGUCAGUACCAUGGAGAUUUACAGAGAACAGUAAGGAGAAAAUGCAUACUGACCUUGGGAUGUAAAUGAAUGGAUACUAGGUUCUUAUCCAAACGCAUGGAAACUUGAACUGCUUACUUCAAGAAAUUAACCCUUUAACUCCCAUGAGUGACCAAGACAGAAUUUCUCCUUACAAUAUCAAUACAAUAUCAAACAGAUAAGUGAUGAGAAUAAAGAAAUAAUGUCAAUUUGGGGAUAAUUAGCUGGUCCAAUACUAAAUUCUCUGAACUAACAUUAUAAGAAUUGGAUUACUAACAGUAAGGAGAAUUAUAAAUUUGAUCUUGGAGUUUAAGGGUUAAGUCAUGCUCAGUAGCUUUCAUUAGAAUGGUUACACAUACAGCUCCCAUCCAUUGAAAUUAUAACCACUUUGUUUGUCAUAAACAACAGUGCCAUAGGCAAGAACUAGUUCGUAGCUUUCAGAUGAAUGGUCACACACUAUGGUUUCAUCGACAGACAGAUGAAGAAGAGGGAACCACCUAAUGCAACAUAUUUUAGCGACGUGUAAAAGUUCUGCUCGUUAGCUUUCAUUCUAGGGGAUUGUAUGACAUGAAAGUAUUUCAAAAACCCCCCUCUGAGUAGUCAUCGCUCAAAGUAUUAGUGUCAUUCACAUGUUUAUCAUCUCAUUAUGUAUAUAAUUUUGUAAAAUUUUCCAGACAGGCGAUAGAAUUGCUUUCCUUUUGUAGCUGGCUCACAAUUAUCAAACAAAUAUUUUUCUCUUAGAGUUGAAGUUUUGCCUUUCGAUGCUGACCUUGUUCAUGAAAGUCUUGGUGAAGAUUUUGGUGAAAUAUAUGACGAUGAAGAUGAUUCUAAUGGUUGGUAGAUAGUAUUUUAAGUUUUACCUGGGUUCUUUUUCACGUUAAACGAGAAGACUUUCUGAGUUUGUGGAGAAGGGGAAAAAAAAGAGAAAAGAAGUGAAGAAACUGUUGAUGCUCUUACAUGCAAGUGGUAACAAUUCUGUUGCUUAGGAAGGAUCAGAUCAUAUCCUGGAAUAACUUCCCUGCUUUUCGACGAGCAAUAUUUUUUGUUUUGGAAAAAAAUUUCUUCGUUUUUAAAGAACAAUUCAUCUUGUUUGAUUACCUCUUCAACCUCCCUUUCGCCUUUCCCCUAAUUUUGCCACACUUUUAAGUUCUUGUGUUCACACCAAACUACCAGGAUCCAUUUCACUGAUGCUUUAAAUCAAUUUUUCAGACGAAGGAAACUGGCGAAAUGAUUAUCCUGACGAAGAUGAUCAAUGGUCAGAUUCAUCCCAGGACAAAAGAUAUUACGAAGAUUACGGAUUUAAUUCUGGUAAGUUCAUUUACAAGAAUCUCCUGUAAAGUAUCUUGAUAACAAAAUAAUUUUUGGGGCAGGAAUUGCUGCAAGCCACCAGUAACUGAAAUUUGUUCAAAAAACAGUAAGUAAUGAUUGCAGAGAAACAAGAAGCUUUUUGUGUAACAUGGGAAAGGACGUUAUAAAUACUGCUCAAGAAACUUAUAACUUAUGUCAAGAGAUUUUAAAAAUGCAUUUUUUUCCUCUUAGAUGAAGAAUAUCGAAGGUAUGCUUUCGACGAAGAUCGGUCGGACGAAGAUCGGUCUAACGAAGAGGACGACUAAACCCGGUGUAGCUCACAUUAGCAACUCAUAUCGCUGUUACACCCAACGGAAAGACCGUGCGCGACAUGCUGUGGAUUUUUGCCUGCUCGCGCAAAGUGAAGCGAACUAUUUGCAUCCUAGUAUGAAUGCUGUGGAAAGCGUUCUUGGAUAAAGUGAUGAGAGAUAAAAACAUCGGAACAGAUUUAUGCAAAGAGGACUUAGCAAAGUUAUUUCCAUCUCAAUCAGGGGUAGAGUUACGAUAGGUCAGUAGAAUGGAUAGCCUAAGGAAAAAAAGAUCGGCUGGCACGGAAAUAUGAACUGAGUUAAUGAAAAUUAGUUGUUCGGUUGCAUCCCGCUUGAAUUGCUUCAGAGCUAGCUUUGUUUCAAUACCAAUUGCACGCCAAACAAAAUGUAAAUGCAAUGAUAUAUUCGCCAUUGAAGUGAAGUUAUUUUGGUUUAACAUUUGUGACAGAAUUUCUAAGUUGUAUUGUCCGAACUUGAAAUAAAUGUCAGAGGCUUUGAG